Molecule: messenger RNA, 450 nt
Organism: Knipowitschia caucasica
Lineage: Eukaryota; Metazoa; Chordata; Actinopteri; Gobiiformes; Gobiidae
Source: the annotation of a GenBank genome assembly
AUGCCUGCCUCUGCUGGUGUGUGGACUUGGAGUCAGCAGCCUGACUCUGAGUCAGGAGAGGAGAGGACCCUGGGUGUGUUGGGCUUGGUGGAGAUAGUGGCGGUGGCGGGGGUGGGGAUGGAGGAAGCCAAGUCAGGCCAUGCCGGUGAUGUGACGGCCUGGCCUGGCUUCCUCAUCAUCCCCACCACCGCCUCUACCUCCACCAAGACCAACACCCAGGGAGAAUCCUCCUCUCCUGACUCAGAGUUAGGGCCUGACUACUUCAUUGCCCUCAAAAAUUCUGUGGUGUGCAAACCUCCUUCAAAGAUGCAGAAAAGACUCAACACUCAACAGGCGCUGGACAUGAUCCUGAGUGAAGUCAACCCCUGCGACUCAGAUGGAGAGGAGAUCAACCUUCAGCUGGCUUCGGACCCUGAGUCGUCUGAGCUCUCUUCGGGUUUGUUUUUUUAA